Microsporum canis CBS 113480 is the source of this 840-nucleotide messenger RNA. Its product is annotated as spindle assembly checkpoint kinase. Gene Ontology annotation, biological process: protein phosphorylation. The record is from RefSeq and is a predicted model, not a curated record. Gene Ontology annotation, molecular function: ATP binding; protein serine/threonine kinase activity. The transcript is spliced from 2 exons. Gene Ontology annotation, cellular component: cytoplasm. Bases 1 to 840 code for a protein of 279 amino acids. NCBI's taxonomy places the organism in Eukaryota, Fungi, Ascomycota, Eurotiomycetes, Onygenales, Arthrodermataceae.
AUGGCUAACUGGGGGCGUGGAACCGGUACAGUCUCAGAAAAAAGGCAGGCCGACUCAAGAGUUGAAUCGCUACAUAAUCUUGAGAAUACUAACCCCGUCAUACUCAUCGAGAGAUUCGCGAAAGGUGAAUUCAUCAGCGGCGGUGUAACUGGGAUUGUCGAACUCCUUGAUGAUGGCACAGUUAUCAAGUCUCCCUUUCCUGGCCCUAUAAUGGAAGAUAAUAUCCGGGACAUUGCUAAGGAAGCUAGUAUUUACCAGCGACUUGGCUUCCACGAGAGACUAGUUGGACUUAUCAGCCAUUCUAGAGAUGGAAUUAUACUCGAGUAUAUGCAAAAUGGUGAUCUCAAGACCUAUAUUCAGACCCAUAAGUCGACUCCAAUGAGCCUCAAGUUACAUUGGGCAUACCAAGUGGUGGAAGCUGUCAAACUUCUACAUGAUAAUAAUAUCCUUCACUGUGAUAUAAAGCCACGAAACUUGCUUUUAGACAAGGACUUCAAUAUUAAAAUCAUCGACUUUUCUGGCUCAUCAAUAGAUGGGUCUAAGCAAUCAUCGUGUGAGGGGACUCGAUUUUAUCUACCCCAUCGUGAUUGGAGGGAGCCACCAACGAUAGCAUCAGAUCUCUUUGCUCUUGGUUCAACUCUCUACGAGAUAUUUUAUGGAAGUAGUCCUUUUGAAGACCUUCCCAGUGAUGAAGUGAUAUCUCUUUAUGAAGCUCAGCAAUUUCCAGAUAUUUCCAAUAUUCCCUGUGGCACGAUUAUUGAACAAUGCUGGCAGUCACAAUAUGAGUCUGUUCAGCAAGUACAAGCUUCUAUCCGCAGUGUGAUCAAUAAUGCCGUCUAA